CUGAACAAUACCCUUAGAAAGAACAUCUUCAAGGAGUCUAGAUAAUUUGCUAAACAUACUUCUAUAUCUGCAUAUAUAAAAAUUGAUGGAAAUUACCGAUAUAGUUUGAUCAAUAUAUUUUGAUUCAGGAUAGUACAAGGAAUAACAUCUUAUAUUUCUUAUGUGUUAUGGUGGUAUGCAUAGGUAUAGGUGUGGUUAGAGAUAGUAAAUGGAAUGAGUAAUAAUAACCUGGAGUUUUGACUCCACAGUGCAUACUUAGCGCGCAUACAACUAUUGGAACCCAAUUAUUUUGUAGAAAGAGAAAAGAGGAAAGCCGCAGUAGUGGACAGUUGGUAGUGAUAACCAUUGGGGAUCAUAGUUCAGUUCACUUCAGUUGAUUCAGCCAUGCCUUCUGCGCCUUCUUCUAAGCUUUACGCAGACGAUGUUACCCUUUUGAUGGUUCUCCUCGAUACUAAUCCUCUUUUCUGGAGCUCUUCUUCUGUGUCUUUCUCUUCCUUUCUUUCCCAUGUGCUUUCCUUUCUGAAUUCAGUUCUUCUUUUGAAUCAACUUAACCAAGUCGUCGUUAUUGCUACUGGAUACAAUUACUGCGAUUACGUAUUCGAUUCCUCCCUGGCUACCAACCAGGGCUCCGAAAAUGGAAGAAUGCCUGCGCUUUGCACAAACUUGUUGCAUAAACUUGAGGAAUUUGCUAUUAAAGACGAGAAUUUGCAUAAGGAUGGCUCUGAGAAAGGGCUUGCCUCUUCGCUGCUAUCCGGGUCAUUGUCUAUGGCUCUUUGUUAUAUACAGAAGGUUUUUCGAUCAGGACCACUCCAUCCACAGCCCCGGAUUUUAUGCUUGCAUGGAUCCUCGGAUGGACCUGAACAGUAUGUUGCAAUCAUGAAUUCAAUUUUUUCUGCACAACGUUCUAUGGUUCCGGUUGAUUCUUGCUAUAUAGGUUCUAAUAAUUCUGCCUUCCUGCAGCAGGCAUCUUACAUAACUGGUGGUGUAUAUUUGAAGCCACAACAACUUGAUGGCCUAUUUCAAUAUCUUUCGACAGUUUUUGCAACUGAUUUGCACUCUCGUACCUUUCUACAACUUCCUAAGUCUGUUGGUGUGGAUUUUCGAGCUUCGUGUUUUUGCCAUAAAAAGACCAUAGACAUGGGCUACAUAUGCUCUGUUUGCUUGUCUAUAUUCUGUAAGCAUCACAAGAAAUGUUCAACCUGUGGAUCAGUAUUUGGUCAGGUCCAAUCUGACAAUGGGUCUGCAUCUAAUUCUAACCUGAAGAGAAAGACUACAUAAACAUGAUUUUGCUUUUCUUUGAAGCACAUCUGGUAGUUUGGUUUCUUAUCAUUUUUUCAAUUUUACUUCCAAAAUGAAACAAAUGAUCCGUACAUCUUACAUGACUUCAUUUGCGGGUGACAAACUCAGAAGACUUCUCACAAGUCACAAGUCACAAGUCACAAGUCACCACAGCUCAACUUCUGAGACAGGAGAAACAGCUUGAUCGGAUUGAGAGUUCUCCAAGAUAGGUUGGCUCGUGUUUCUUUCACAUAAAACCCUUUAAACUAAUGUUUGAAUUACAUAGCCGAGAACAUAUGAAUAUAUCUAAGAGCUUUUGUUGAAUUGAUUCCCUCAAAUUAAAUAUAUAUCUUUAUAUAUUAAAAGUGCCAGGAUAAUUCUUGGUUUAACGA
This is a messenger RNA of Cannabis sativa, 1670 nucleotides long. RefSeq names its product general transcription and DNA repair factor IIH subunit TFB4-like. The transcript has 10 exons. Gene Ontology annotation, biological process: nucleotide-excision repair; regulation of DNA-templated transcription. The record is from RefSeq and is a predicted model, not a curated record. Gene Ontology annotation, cellular component: transcription factor TFIIH core complex; transcription factor TFIIH holo complex. Lineage: Eukaryota; Viridiplantae; Streptophyta; Magnoliopsida; Rosales; Cannabaceae. The coding region runs from base 385 to 1278 and encodes 297 amino acids.